AUGUCUCGGUGGGAAAUGUACCUCGAGUCUAUUUACUACGAUGUAAAACAUCCUGGGAGUUAUGCAGGUCCUAGUAAACUGUAUCAAGCUGUUAAAGCAGAGGCUAAAUUUAAAAUUCCUCUGACACGUAUUAAAUCAUGGUUGAAAGGUCAAGAGACCUAUACCAUGACACAUCAAGUGAGGCGAAAGUUUCCAAGUAAUACCUAUGUUGUGGAAGGGUUAGACAGUCACUGGCAAUCCGAUCUAAUGGAUAUGGUGAGUUUGGCUAAAUACAAUGACGGGGUGAGAUACCUCAUGGUGAUCAUUGAUCUGUUCUCCAGGUACUUGUGGGUGUUACCACUCAAGUCGAAAACGGGGAACGACUCAGGGUCAGGGUCAGAAUACAAGAACCAUAAGGUCAAAGCAUUCCUGAAAUCGCAUGGCAUAACGCAGCUGUUUGCUCUAAAUGAAACCAAAGCAAGUUAUGCCGAACGGGUCAUUAAAACCAUCAAAAUGCGUCUCUAUCGCUACAUGUUAAACAACUGUACUUACAAGUACACGGAUGUCCUAGAGAAGGUCAUCUAUAGCUAUAGCCACACCAAGCAUCGAAUGUUAGGUCAAACACCAACCAGUGUCAACCAAACGAACGAAGGAGAGAUCCGUCUGUCUCAGUACCUGAUCAAACCUAAAAAGGCAAUCCACAAAAAGAAGUUUAUAUUUAACAUAGGUGAUAAAGUACGAGUCAGUCAUCUUCGGGGCACCUUUGAUCGAGAAUACCAAGAGAAAUGGUCUGGCGAAAUAUUUACCAUUGAGAAAAGGUACUGGUCUCAAGGUAAAGACUUGUACAAAUUAAAGGACUGGGGUGGUGAUGUCAUCGAAGGGACAUUCUAUGCAGCUGAACUUCAAAAGGUGACUGAGAAUCCUGAUCAACUGUACCGUAUCCAAGACAUUGUGAAAAGGAGAACUCGUAACAAACAGAAAGAAGUGUUGGUCAAAUGGCUUCACUGGCCUAAGAAGUACAAUUCGUGGAUUCAAGAAGCAGACGUUGUUCGAUAUCAGACAGUAUAA
Molecule: messenger RNA, 1047 nt
Organism: Gigantopelta aegis
Lineage: Eukaryota; Metazoa; Mollusca; Gastropoda; Neomphalida; Peltospiridae
Exons: 1
Coding region: 1-1047 (348 amino acids)
Biological process (GO): DNA integration
Molecular function (GO): actin binding; nucleic acid binding
Source: RefSeq, a predicted model, not a curated record